UUUCUGUGGCGGCGGUGGCAGCAGCGCAGUGGCCCCUUGGGCGGCGGCGCUGGGAGGGCCCGGGCAGGGGGAUGGCGGAGCCGGGCGGGGUGCCAUCUGGCACAGGCGGAGCCGGGGGAAGCUCCGCGGGGUCCGCGGCUACUGACCCGGCCUCGCUGCCCCCCGGCGACGCUCAGCUUAUUGCCAUUAUAGUUGGGCAGCUCAAGAGCCGCGGUCUCUUCGACGCUUUCCGCAGGGACUGCCUGGCCGACGUCGACACCAAGCCAGCCUAUCAGAAUUUGAGACAGAAAGUGGAUAAUUUUGUGUCUACUCACCUGGAUAAGCAGGAUUUUGAAUGGAACCCAACAAUGAACAAAAACCAGUUGCGGAAUGGCCUGAGGCAGAGUGUGACACAGUCAGGGAUGCUGGAAGCUGGAGUGGACAGAAUUAUUUCUCAGGUGGUAGAUCCAAAAUUAAACCACAUCUUCAGGCCACAAAUAGAGAAGGCAAUUCAUGAGUUCCUGGCUGCACAGAAGAAAGAAGAAUCAGUGCCAGCUCCUCCCCCAGAGCCUGAAAACCAGGAUCCUUCUGCUCCAUCGCAAGAUGCCUCGUAAGUGCAUUUCUGGCUUUAAAGUGGCUGCAAUUGCAAAACCCAGGCUGAAUCUGACUGGCAGUGUGCUACAUAUCUGCCUGUUGCAGGACUGCAGCUUGUUUGCUAAUAUCAACCAUGACCGAGGGGAAGGAUUGGCCAAAAUCACGUGUGGUUUCCACAUGGUUUGGAAGGAUAGGCUGAAUGUGGGAGUGUUGGUCUGGGCAGAAGUAGCAUCUGUCUUUGCUAGUUAUAUGUUUGGGGGCUUGCCUCUCUUGGAGGAACCACAAGGGGGGAGAGGGUUCUGGUGUGAUAUUAGUGAAACUGGUGGUAGGAGUAUAGCAGUAGGAAGGAGGUCAUUUUGGGGGGGUGUGGUUUCUUGGAAGGCUGCUGUCUGGUAGAAAGCCUUCUAGAAAGGGGCCUGGAUAAAAGAGCGUUCAGCAUCUAAGCAUGAAUCUGAUCACUUGUCGGCAAAACGAUCAUUGAGCACUACAUGGUAGAUCAACUUUAUUAAUAAAAUUCACGGUGCCUGUCCAUGUUUGAUACAACUGGAAGAACUAUUCAUUGUUGGUUUUAUAGGAAUAUUGAGACACAAGCCUCUGGCAGAUUUGUGGGAAUGGGGUCUGACUUAAUGUCGCAGCUCAGCUGAUUUCCCAGGCUCCUUGGGAAAAUCUGACCAAGUGGGUGUGGUACAAGAUAUUUUUCUGUAGGCCUUACAAUCAAGUGAAGUUCUCCUAUCCAUGAGAUUCUUCAGGUGCCUGUUAGAAGCUGCUUGGAGAGUCACACAAGCUCUCGACACUUGUGCUCAAGUAUUCGGUUAGCAAAAUAUCCAGAUCUUUUACAAUAAAAUGU
Molecule: messenger RNA, 1420 nt
Organism: Gekko japonicus
Lineage: Eukaryota; Metazoa; Chordata; Lepidosauria; Squamata; Gekkonidae
Gene: BOD1
Product: biorientation of chromosomes in cell division 1
Exons: 4
Coding region: 72-593 (173 amino acids)
Source: RefSeq, a predicted model, not a curated record